AUGGCUACCCUUCAUACACCACCAUCACAGAAGUCACAGGUACCGCCGCCAGAUACAGCACUGGUCCCUCCCCACACCUCACAAUAUGACUAUCGCACGGGGGAUCUGGAGCUAGGUCGCGAGGCUGUUCUUACUGAUUUGAGAAGGUAUCUGCAGGUCCCAUUCGUUUCCCUAGCGAAGUGUGUUGGUGCCGUGCCUUCUCAGCAGCGUCUGGAGGAGAAGCACGACCACUUAAUUCGGAGCGAGGUUCUCACCAACGACGGCCUGGAAUGGAAGGACUUCAUUCGACCUGCGAAUAUGUCCGAAGAGAUGACGUUCAAGCUUGAGGGAAUCAUCUCUGGAAUCUUGGAACAAGUCCCGGAUUGUGGAGUAUCCUACCUAUCGAAUAUGCUCCUCUCAGAACGCCAUAAUACUUCCCUGCCGGAUGGAUACCUUGUGCGGGCGAAAAAUCGAACUGCAGCCAGGAUGCAUUGGUUCGAUAUCGCUGUACCAUUCGGAUUCAAGAAGGAACGGGAUGCAAAAGCUGUCCGAGACAACGAACACAAGAUGAUCUGGAGCCUUCACAACAUCAUGCGCGAGGACCCCUGUCGUCGGUUUGCCUUCGGUAUCACAAUCGAGGACACGCAGUUGAGAUUGUGGCUCGGCAAUCGUGGAUUCCUCGCAGUCACAGAGCCUAUCAACUGCUUCGAGAACAUCGAUGGUGUGAUCUCUCUCUUUUAUGCUCUUGGAUUUGCGUCUGCGUCUACCUCCUUGAAAGGGCUCGGAUGGGAUCCCACUGUCGAGCGGAUCUAUGUAGGAGGGAAAAUGCAAUACAAGUUCACAGUAGGGGACGAAGUGUUCACCACGACACGGGAACUUGCCACCUACGGCGCGGACUAUAUGGUUGGGCGUGGAACUCGCGUGUACGAAGCCACGGACACUAAAGGGAAGAAGGUUGCCAUCAAAGAUUCGUGGAGAGAAAUUGAUCACCAAUCUGAGGGCGAGAUCGUAGAAAAAAUCUUGGCCUCCUGCGAGAAGAAGCUGGAAGCGAAGGAUUUCGCCGAUGCCAAGAGACACUUCGUUGGAGUCCGGCUCUGGAAGGAUGUCACAAUCGACGGUGCCUCGGAUGAGACGGUGAACCCGGUAGCCGGAGACGAGUAUGAUGGCACCUGGAAGUGGAAACCUAUCGAUCUCAUGCCCAUCCUCCCCGAAAGGCUGCAUUCAUCUGCUACGGGCGACGUACCCGACAGUAGCAAACUAUCUGCCUUCCUUUCCGCACAAUUGGGCAUUGUUGGGCGAAAGGAAACACGAAUCCCACAGAGAGUUCACGCGCGCAUCGUUUUCCAUGAUGUUGGAGUCACUGUCAAGGAUCUAAUCUCUCUGGCCGACAGCCUGAGUUGCUUGUCUGGCGGACUGAAGGGCCUGUAUUAUUUGCAUAAAGCAGGUUGGAUCCAUCGCGAUUUCAGCGUCGGGAACGUGAUAUGGGUCGUCGGUGACAACGGGGGUAUCGGCAAACUGGGUGACUUCGAGUACGCGAAAGAGAUAAAUUCAAACACUUCUCAUGACGAUCAAACGGGAACAAUGCAUUUCAUGGCGAUAGAAGUAGAACAUCAGCAGUACCUUUUCCAAACCCUAGCUCCCGCUCCAACAUAUGGUGAUACAGACGUCCCGUCCCCCCCUCCAUUCCGCAUGAACUUCCUGCACGACAUCGAAUCUGUAUGGUGGGCAUAUGCGUGGAUCUUCUUUUAUCACACGGACACCAUCACGGCGAACUCGAACGAUUCCUUUGAUGUGGAUGCACAGUUGAGACAACAUCAGCUAGCGUUCCCUGGUGCGAUUCGCCAGCCAACACGCCUGACAUUCUUCACUGGCAUCACAAAACUUCGCCACACCUGCAAAUCCAUCCUUUCAGAUAGAUGCUUCAAGGUUUGCGAUAAUCUUGCGCUUUUUGCAUAUACUCUCCAAGCCAGUUAUCUCAAGGCAGAGGCUGAGCACCCCUUGAUUGUGCUCGAUGACUCCCUUCGGGAAGAUAUGCAUGCAAAGCCGCAGAAUAUCUCGAUUAUGCGCAAAAAGAGGCUGGUGAUAUCAAACUUUGUCGGCUCUUCGACCUCCGCAGGCAGAAGAGGCCUCGAGAAGAAGGUGAAACGUCGCCUACGCCAGAUAAUGCAGGGAAGAGGAUCCGAUGCGGUUGAUUAUUCAUUCAAGAUCCCCCCUUGGUAG
Molecule: messenger RNA, 2199 nt
Organism: Suillus fuscotomentosus
Lineage: Eukaryota; Fungi; Basidiomycota; Agaricomycetes; Boletales; Suillaceae
Exons: 5
Coding region: 1-2199 (732 amino acids)
Biological process (GO): protein phosphorylation
Molecular function (GO): protein kinase activity; ATP binding
Source: RefSeq, a predicted model, not a curated record